Molecule: messenger RNA, 1624 nt
Organism: Moneuplotes crassus
Lineage: Eukaryota; Ciliophora; Spirotrichea; Euplotida; Euplotidae
Source: the annotation of a GenBank genome assembly
AUGGUCUCUUUAUGAUCAUGCACAAGACAACUCUGGAGUAAUGAGAGAAAGGCUUUUGCUGUUGGACUCAAUAAGAAAUCAGGAUGAAGAACUCUCAUGAGCUUGAAAACUUUUAAUUCAACAUUUGUUGACUAUUUUGAGAGUAUCAGUGAUUUUAAAGAGUUUCAUCUAUAUGAUUAUGUUUUAUUGUUAAAAACAGAAGAGUCUAUCCGAGAGUUCUGAGAAUUCAUCCGAAAUUUUAAGUUAAGAACUUAUCUGCAGCUCAAGAAAGUUGUUGUUCACUAUAAAGAAGGAAUGGAAUUCGACCUGCUGAAUUCCCCAUAUGAUGUGUUAAAAGAGUGUUCAAUGGACACUUCUUGCAUCCAAAUCAAUGGACUCUGGGAAAUAAUGCCCAAGAGUCCAGAGGAUAUUGUGAAGUAUACCAGAAGAUUUUGGAUGAAUAUCAUCACUCAUAACCCUCUUGUGAAUCAGGAAGAAUAUAUACAGUAUGAUUGAGUCAAAGAAGUGUUCCAACUUAAUUUUGAAUCUGAGCAUUUUUCAUUUAUCAUUGAUCCAGAUACUUGUGAUAAAGUUGUUCCUUUAUCAAUAAGACAGACAUGCAGGGAGAUCAGUAUAGAGAGUUAUCCAGCUGAAGAAAUUGAUAAUGAACACACAAUCAGAGAUCUUGCCUCAAAGCUAACUAAGAUGUUUCCACACUUUAGAUCGUUGAGAGUUGGAUUUAUGAUGAAUGUUGAGAAGAUCACAUUAUCAAAAUAUUUUAAGAAUAUAUCACAGAAUGGAGUUACUCUAUCAUCCCCGUUUAGUCUAGACGACCCUAAUUACAUCGUUACUGAUUGAAAUAUCUUUUAUUAUGAUGAAAAGACCGAAGAGUAUCAAUCAUUUAGUGCUUCCAAACUUAUUUAUAAGAGUCUCAAAGAAGAUGAGACAUACCCUAAACUUCCGAAAGGAUUCAUCAUGGUGAGGGUAGAUUCAAUAUGUGAGGUUCACAAUAUUUCCUCUAAAAAUACUCAUGAUUUAUCAAAGUUUAAGACAUUCAUUUCUUCUUUCUUCGCAAACAAGAAAUCGAGACAGUCAAGUAGCCCUAAAAAUUAUCCUAAAGGAUAUUUCUUCUUCCAGAAAAAAGAUUUUCACUUUAUUGGAAGUCUGCGAACUCUGUUGUACUGUUGCCCGCCAGCUUGAGAGAACUUGUUUUUAGCACAUCCAAGUGUCAAGGACUCAGAGAAGGUUCUUUCUGCUUUAGAAAAAACCAAGAUAACUAAUUUUAAGCUAACUGUGAGGUAUCACAAAAAUAUUCAUUUGUUCUUAACCAAGCUGCUCAAGUACAAAGUCACAGACUUGGUGCUGUGCAUUUCUGAAGAUGACUUGAGUAAGGUGCCUCUGAAAUUUAAGACCCAAGUGAAGGAACAGAUACUAAGUUCAAAGUCCAUUCAGACUUUAACUGUUCAAACCAAGUCUAAAUCUGAAAAAGUCAAGAGAGCAGCUAGAAGGUUUGAACAUAUUUUAGACAAGGUUUUUGCAAAAGAAAUGAAGCUCAAGCUGAGAGAAACUUUGAUCUUUGAUGAGGUUUUCGUCUAUUAAUGGGACAAUAACUUUAAAUGUCAUUUAUUUUUCACCUCUCUUUGCC